This is a messenger RNA of Oryza brachyantha (malo sina), 972 nucleotides long. RefSeq lists its product as uncharacterized. NCBI's taxonomy places the organism in Eukaryota, Viridiplantae, Streptophyta, Magnoliopsida, Poales, Poaceae. The record is from RefSeq and is a predicted model, not a curated record. The transcript has a single exon. Bases 33 to 680 code for a protein of 215 amino acids.
UCACACGGAAUCUCUCUCCCCCACCCACCACGAUGAGCGGUGGCCGGAAGCCGGCCGUCUCCGGCGGCGGCGACGAGGCGGAGGUGGAAGCGCUCCUCCGGGCGGCGCAGGACGCGGUGCUGCUCAAGCUGCAGGCGAACUCCCACCUCGUCUCGUCGUCGUCGUCAUCCCCCGCCGCCGCAGCCCCGAAUCCUCCUCCCUCGCUCGACCCCUCCGCCGCCGACGCAGAUCCCCUCGACGCCGACCUCGCACGCCGCUUCGAAGCGCUCAGGUCCCGCCCACCGGGUGACCCGAAGCGCCCAGACGCCCCCGCCGCCGGCGCCGGUGCAGGCGGGAUGGACGAGCUGGAGGCGCGUCUGGCGGCGCUGAAAGGGGCGGCGGGGCGGCCGGAGAAGGGGGAUACGAGGGUGAGGCUGGAGGAUCUUGACGGGGAGUCGGAGGAGGAGGACGAGGUGGACAAGGUGAUGCGCUGGGCGAUGGACGCCGCGCGGCUCGACGUCGCCACCGCCGGCGCAGACAGGGCGCCGUCCGCUACGGCGGCGGAGGGAGAGCAAGAGGAGGAUGACAAGAGCAGCAGCGUCAGUAGCGGCGGCGACGAGGAGGAGAGGAUGGAAUUGGAGAGGAAGAGGAAGGAGACGAUGAGCAAGAACAAGCCUAAGAGCAAGUGGUUCUUCUUUUGAUCCUAAUUUUGUGUUCCCUGCUUCCCAAUUUUUCAAAUAUUUGUGCCCUUGUGAUUGAAAUACAAAGUGUAAUUUUGUGUUAACCACAAUUACCAGCGAAACGAAAAUCUGUAAAAUAGAAAAAACUGUUUGGGUCAUUGUUAUUGUGGUAUCUCAAAACCACUCCUUGUGUCACUUUUUACGGCUAUAAUUUUACUGCCUCGCAAAACCUAUUACUCCCCUGAAAAUGUAAUCAUGUGUAGGAUCCACAAUGUAUAUCAUGACAUAAAUAUUUUUUGUUGAUUCUCGUUAU